Molecule: messenger RNA, 894 nt
Organism: Plasmodium cynomolgi strain B
Lineage: Eukaryota; Apicomplexa; Aconoidasida; Haemosporida; Plasmodiidae
Product: mRNA (N6-adenosine)-methyltransferase
Exons: 1
Source: RefSeq, a predicted model, not a curated record
AGGAAGAAAGAACCCCUGCUGGACGGAAACCAAAGCAAACCGAUUCUCACGAGGAAUAAGGAUAACCCCGUCUUCAGCAAAAGCAACACGCCCGAUGACGCGCAGCAGUGGAGCAUCCGCCCCCCCAAACUGGGGAGAGACUCCUCCAAUGUGAGUCAAAGCGCACAUAGCUUCCGCUCGGUGAAUGAAAACACGUCUAACAAGGAUGUAGAACCUACGAAACAGAGGGACAAAAAGGGAACCUCCCCCGUGAGUACCACCUCAUACGAGUUACUAACCAAUUUAAGUAACAUAGAAAUAAACGACAGCGCAACUUUGCUAAUAUACACGUGCAAGUUAUUGCUACAAAUGUGUGGGAAGGAAAAUGAAAAUAAAGUUAAGAUGAACAUGUCCCUCUCGUCGGUCGAAAUAUUGAGAGAAAUAAAAAACAGAAAUAGGAAAAAUGUAAAGUUACUGAAAAUAAAUAUUCUAAAUGAGGUACUCACGCAUAUGUCUCUUAACAGAGGAGGUGGGGGGGAUCAAGUUGGUACAAAUACAAGUGAUCCGAGUCUAGAAAAACAUAAAGAAAUAAAGCUAGAGGAGGCCUGUAUAGAUAUAGAAAACGUGGGCAUAAGCAUCAUAAUAAAAGUUAUCUACAUAAAGAAUGUGAAGAAUUUACUCACGAAGUGUUUAUUUCAACAGGGUAAGGGUAGCGCACGAGGGGGAGAUGGAAUAAGUGUAGGAAGAGGCACAAACAGGAGUGACAAGGGAAAUAUCGAGGAUAAAAAAGGUGCGCGUGUGCUCGUAGGAGGUAUGCAUAUCCCGUAUGAGUAUCGAACCACCGGGGGAACAGACGGCAGCGGGAGUAACACGUACAACUCGCUUCUGCAAGAAAAUGAAAAAAAAAAUUCUUAA